Messenger RNA from Paramecium sonneborni, 682 nucleotides. The record is from the annotation of a GenBank genome assembly. NCBI's taxonomy places the organism in Eukaryota, Ciliophora, Oligohymenophorea, Peniculida, Parameciidae.
AUGCGUAUCAUUGAUGCCAUCCUUAAUAACUUUUGUGAAAAUUAUUUCUCUGAUUUGAUGGUCCUCUUGUUGUAAUUAUGUUUAAUCUGUUACAACUAACAAUUACAGUUUUAUCAAAUAUUAUAUUUUUUAUAUAUAAAUUAAAAUUAAAUCAUUUAAAUGAAUUUUUAAGAAUUAACUAAAAGAUUUCGAUCAUUAAUUUUAUAUAGUUUAUAAUGUUGUUGAGAAACUUCUACUAAUCUGACCACCUGAAGAAUAAAAAAAAUUGGGUCAAAAAAAGGAGAUCCUCUUAUUUUUUAAUUUAAGAUAUCAACACUCUAUUGUAACUGCUCCAUCAGUUUUAAAUCUAAUAUUAUUGAUUAUUCAGCUCAAGAAGAUGAUGGUCAUGUUAUUAAAAAUUGUGUUACAUACAUUAGAGUUACUAAUCGAUACUAAUGUUAAAGAAAAAGUGUUCCACAUUUCAACUGCAAUAAUUGUUCAUCUAAACUCCCAAAAUUAGGUAAUUAUUAAUUAUUUAUUCAAUUAGAUUUAAACGAAAAAGAUUGGUUUUUUAGAUGUGAUUUUUGUGAAAACUUCUUUUGUACUCUCUGAUCAUAAAAAUUUUUUAUAACUUAGGAAAAAAAUUCUAAAGCAAGACUGGAAAGACUUAUUGUACAAUGACUCAUACUCCAACACAUGCUGA